This is a messenger RNA of Scutellospora calospora, 653 nucleotides long. Lineage: Eukaryota; Fungi; Glomeromycota; Glomeromycetes; Diversisporales; Gigasporaceae. The record is from the annotation of a GenBank genome assembly.
AUGUAUGAUAAAGAACCAACAACAUUUGAAAUUCAACAAAUUAUAGCAGAACCUUCUGGUUCAACAGGUUCUUCAAAUCAAACCCUUCAAGAUGAUGUAGUAAAUUUAGUUGAUAAUAAUGAAUACCUUAACGUACCUCAAGUUCGUCUUCGAAAAAAUCAUGGAACAGCACCAAUUAAUUAUAGGUUAUCGGAUCGAUAUACUUUUUCAUUUUCUGCUGAUUUGAUUGCGCAGUUUGAUAAGUACCGUGCACAAAUGCGUGAUAGUAUACGUCAAGAAUUGGAAGACAAACAAGAAAUGGAUAUACAAGAAUCAGAAACUUUAGAAACUUUAGGAACUGUAAUAAAUGAUGAGGAAGGAACAUUUAGCGUUCACCAGGUACACCAUUCUCCAUUUGGAUCGAACAUGUAUUCACAAGGUUCAACAAGUCGAGAUAUUGACAGUACACCAAAAUCAACUGCAAGAAAACCAUUCAUAUUCUCUUUCUUACGAGGGCGAACAAAGGCACGACAUGCUUCAACUUUUUCAGAUAUAGAUAAUCAAUCUAUAUCAGCAGUUGAAACUUCUGCUAAUGAUAAUGAGAACAUCACAGUGUCAAAUGAAUCAGACAUACGACAACCUCCACAUCAAAAUAAAGCCAGUUUGACCAAAAG